CAAUUUUCUUCCUUUCAUGUCAGCCAAUUCGUUGAGGAAAUUACUCAGCAAGUUUGAGUUACUCUUCACCGUACCAUUUGACUUGCCUACUUCUGCCAUUGCUGACCAGCCAUUCCUCCAUUUCAGCUACCUUUUAAGCUCAUGUCAUUCCCUCCCAGCCCUCAAACAGUUACACACUCUGGUCUUGACAACUGGUUACCACAAAAACCUCCUAAUAUGCACCAAGAUUGUAUCUUUAGCUUGUUCUUUAUCGCCCACAAUGAACUAUGCACGAAAACUGUUCGACCAAAUGCCUCAAAGAGAUGUCUUUGCUUGGAACACCUUGAUUCGGGGAUAUUCCAAUCUGGGUCCUUGUCAAGAAUCCAUUUUUCUUUAUAAAGAGAUGCAUUUACAGGGAAUUUUACCUGAUAACUAUACAUUCCCUUUUGUACUUCGUUCUUGCUCUGUGUUGUCAGCUUUGAGGGAAGGCAGGGAAAUACAUUGUAACAUAAUUAAACAUGGGUUUGAAUCUGAUGUGUUUGUGCAGAGUUCUUUGAUUACUCUGUAUGCGCAGAGCGGGGAGACUUUGGAUUCGGAGUUGGUGUUUGAUCAAAUGAGAGUGAGGAAUAUAGUUUCUUGGACUGCGAUGAUUGCAGGGUAUGUGCAAAAUGGAAUUCCUGAGAAGGGAUUAGGAGUUUUUCUCAAAAUGGUUGAUUCGGGUACUCUACCUAAUGCUAUUACUUUGGUGAGUGUGCUUCCUGCUUGUGCGCGGUUGGAUUGUUUGGAUUUGGGAAUGUUGAUUCAUGGAUAUAGUAUUAAGCUAGGGGUGGAAACAGAUGUUUCACUAGUUAAUGCUUUGGUUGCAUUCUAUGGAAAGUGUGGACUAGUUGAUGUCGCUUGGUCUUUGUUUGAUCAAAUGAAGGAGCAUAGUGUGGUUUCAUGGAAUGCAAUAAUUGCUGCUUAUGAGCAAAAUGAUGUUGGUUCCUCCCCAAUAAAGCUAUUUCAUAGAAUGCUUGAUCAAGGGGUAGAGUUCGAUUAUAUUACAGUAGUUACUGUUAUUUCAGCUUGUGCCAGGUUGGGGGCACUUGGUACUGGAAAAUGGAUUCAUGAGCUUGUCAAAAGCAAAGGUUUGGAAUGCAAUGUUCCAAUCACAAAUGCACUUAUCGAUAUGUAUGCAAAAUGUGGGAGUAUAGAAUCAGCUAGAGAUGUUUUUGACAGGUUGCCUAGUAGAAGUGUGGUUUCCUGGUCAUCAAUUAUAGGGGCUUGUGCCUCACAUGGUCAUGGGAGAGAUGCUCUUGAGUUGUUUUCAAGGAUGAAAGAAGAAGGAGUCCCACCUAAUAGCUUCACCUUCACUGCUGUAUUGACAGCUUGUCGACAUUCAGGUCUUGUCGAGGAAGGGAGGAAGCACUUUGAGAGCAUGAGAAUGGAAUACUCGAUAGUUCCAGGGGUGGAGCAAUGUGCUUGCAUGGUGGAUCUUCUAGGACGAUCAGGACAACUUCUUGAGGCUUAUGAAUUUAUACAGAACAUGCCUAUUGAGCCUGAUGCGGAUGUUUGGGGAGCUUUGCUUGGUGCUUGCAGAAUUCAUGGCAAUCUUGAGAUGGCAGAAUAUGUAGCAGAUCAACUAUUUGAUUUCAAUCCCCAGGCAGUUCCUUUCUACAUACUCAUGAAAAAUAUCUAUGCUGAAGCCGGAAGGUGGGACGAUGUAGCUAGGUUGAAAUUUUUGUUGGAAGAAUUGGAAGUGGAAAAGAUUCCUGGCAAAAGUUCAGUUGAGAUAAAUCAACGGAUUCACACGUUUUUGUCUGGGUCAAGGAUUUCAAACUUCUCAAGAGUUCUACCCCGUGAAUAUGUUCAACUGAAGUAUUAGCAAGCAG
This is a messenger RNA of Solanum verrucosum, 1850 nucleotides long. Its product is annotated as pentatricopeptide repeat-containing protein At2g29760, chloroplastic-like. Gene Ontology annotation, molecular function: protein binding; RNA binding. The record is from RefSeq and is a predicted model, not a curated record. Gene Ontology annotation, biological process: RNA modification. Lineage: Eukaryota; Viridiplantae; Streptophyta; Magnoliopsida; Solanales; Solanaceae. Bases 17 to 1843 code for a protein of 608 amino acids. The transcript has a single exon.